AUGGAAGACCUGCAUGUGGAGUCGGCGCGUGAUAUAUCGAAGCCUUUAGAUGAUACGUUGCUCGCUGCGCCAGGCAUGCACUGCGGCGUCAUAGGGGAAGAAAGCACGCUCCACCUCUCCGACAUCAAGGGCGCGGAGUGCAUCGGCGGCAACCCGGCUCCCAUCAAAGCCACAGAAGCCGAGUUGAUGAGCCUAGCCUCGAUCGAGACUCAGCCGCCGCCAAUAUACAAUCAGUUCGGCUCAGUAUAUGCGAAUGCAGAUUUUUCUUACGACCCUGAUAAGCAGUAUUCCGGAAUAGGUGCUUACUACAACGGCUGCUAUGGCAUGGAAGGCCCCUGGCCGUGCAAUGUCAACCAGUCGCUAGAUGGUAUCGAGUCCCUGCAGAGCCAGCUGUCAUUGGAUUCGCAGUCAUCAGUGUACAGCGCCCCCGGCAAGGGCGCGACGAAGUUAGAGCCUGAAGCGCAACCCAUCGGAACGACGCUUAUGGAUAUGCAAAAUCAGGAGUCAUAUCUGCAGCAGCAGCAGCCGUGCCUGACGCAUGGACUACCCAACAAGGUUGUUGCGAUGAACCCGGUCAUCCUGGUCGACAAGGUCGAGAGGUCCCUCAUCGUGCAGUGGUACGAGAACGGCGUCAAACGCGAGCAGCGCAUCUCUUACAAAAAGUAUGGUAACGCAAAGGCGCAGCAACGCGCGGAAAGCCUUAUCACAAAGCUUAUGUCGGGGUCAACAUUUGACCAGCUUUACCCGGAAAAAGGACCACCGAUUCUUACCAUAUUCGAAAAUGUCGGCCGGUACAACGUCACGCUCACCCGCGACAGGAUUCUGCGCGAGUGGCGGGUCGAGUGGACCAACAACACCGGCGGCAACAUGCGUGCGCGCUGGUCGUGCAAGAAGGUCGGCAACGAGGAGGCCAAGAGGCGAGCGGAGACCUUCGCCAACAGCCUCAUACAGGGGACGUUCAACCCAAGGCUGCUGCACAAGGCCACCGGCACGCGCCUCUCGAGGAACGAUAUGAAGUACAGCGCAGUGGUGAACGACCCCGGUUACGAUCCGAACAACCUUCCGUACGGACUCAACGUCGGGCAGAGGCGUCAUCGCAAAGAAACAGCGCCCAGAAGGAAGCGGAACAUGGCCAACGCCGAACCGGGUCGCAAGAAGGGGACGCGCACUGUCACACGCAAGAGGCAGAUGCAGGGUGACCUCAACGCGCCGCCAAACGGGUUGCCGCUUGACGUCGCGAACACGCGCCUCGAUGUGUCGUACCCUGGAUUCUAUCCGGUCGUCGCGGACCCCAACGAACAGGACUGCGCGCUCAACCACUCGUUUGACGGUAUGGGCUCCCAGGGCGAGGCCCUCGCGGCGCAGAACUGGCUCAACUGGUCCGCCGCGGGUCAGAAGCCGCCUUACGCCGGCGGCUCGGAGUGGGACUUCGGCGAGUUGCAAAAUGACAUCAACGGCUACGGGAAGCUGUAUGACAUCCCGCAGACCAACUCCAUGCCCUACGGCGAAUGGAUGAACACCAACGGCAUGGCCAAGUUUGGUAGCCCGACCUUAGACGCCCCCAUGACCAUGUGCGAGCUUGCCGAGGAUGCGCCGGCCGAUUCGCAGAACGCUAACGCGCCCUUCUUUGCCUGCUACCCGUAUUUCCCCACCAACCAAUCGAUCUGCUACAGCGACCCCAUGUCCUCGCAGGAUCAGCUUGGUGGCAGCGGCACGUUCUUCGACACGGAUUUCCUGUCGGAAUCGCAGAACACCAACCCUGCGAUGAACUACGCAUCCAUGCAGUGGAUUGAUCCGGACAUGCCGAAUGCGGACCCAGGUAGCGCGCACCUCAUGAUGUCAACGAAUUCGAACAGUGACGGUGGCAUGCCCCUGCUGUCAGCUCAGAUGAAGGGCAAGAAGUCCAGAAAGGGGAAGAAGUCGUCCGAUGAAAGCGCAGUGUCGUCCUACGAUUGCGGCGCUGACGUUACGGGUGUGGGAAUGGCCACGGCAUGGCAAGCGUACAAUGGCUUCCCAAUGACCGCUAUUAACAUGAAUGGCUCGGGCUCCCCCUCUGAUUUCAAGCCGAUGGACAUGUACAACGGCGAAGGGGGCUGCAUACGCAUUGGCAUGGGUGACGCGUCGAAGAAGGAUAAGGACAUGAGCAAGGAAGCCGCCGGAGCUCCGGAAAUGCCGGGGUUCUACGCGGUCCCCAACAUGGUGGCCAAUGGCGGCAUGCAGUCCACCCAUGCCAUGGGCAACAUGGGGAACCUGUACUAUUAA
Messenger RNA from Babesia bigemina, 2262 nucleotides. RefSeq lists its product as hypothetical. Bases 1 to 2262 code for a protein of 753 amino acids. Gene Ontology annotation, molecular function: DNA-binding transcription factor activity. The record is from RefSeq and is a predicted model, not a curated record. NCBI's taxonomy places the organism in Eukaryota, Apicomplexa, Aconoidasida, Piroplasmida, Babesiidae. Gene Ontology annotation, biological process: regulation of DNA-templated transcription. The transcript has a single exon.